CUCCAAAUCCCCAGGAUAAAUCCAGUUACUCUAUUAAAAUUAACUAAUGUCUAUUUUAACGUUAAUUAGUGUGGGCCAAGAAUCGCUAAGACAAAAGGAAAUAAAUGAAAUGAGAAAGAUUAAGUUACUUUCUGUGAGAAACAUUUGAUACUGUUGAUAAUGAGAUAGGACAGUAUGACCGUCUUAUGUGAGCCGUACACCGAUUUGACCUAGAGAGGAAGAAGAAGAGAAUGAUGAUGAUGAUGAUGAAGGAUGAGGAGGGAAAAAGCAGAUACAGUGAGCAGCGAAAAAAGUGAGAACCGGAAACAAAGGACUUGAAAAAAUCAAACAAAUAUAACAGUCAUUUCAUUUUUUGGUUUCACAGACUUUUAUAUCAUAAAUUGAACGAUGCUACUUUAAUACGAAUAACUUUGUGUGUGUAUAAACAGGUGAAUUGAUAGUUAUCAAUAUUUGAUUUUAUAUUUGUAUUUGAUGAUUAUUUCAUAAAUAUCAGUCAACUGUAACAAUUACUAGAUAUUAUUAGACUAAAGUUUUGCUAACCAAAGGAUAUCCUUGUGUAUGCCGAGGAGUGAGAGUCAAGUUGAAACUUGUCUCAAUAGAUGAUGUAAAAUAGUCGAGACUUUACUGACCAAUGUAAUACGUUUAAACACUCAUCGAUACUAGAUAACGCAAUUUGGUUGGCUCAUUUGAUCAACUCGUCAAUGGAAUGAUGAGUCAAAGAUUUAAUGAUUGUCCAAUAUAAUCUUAAAUAUUUUCAUUGUGAUUUUACUCCAAUUUUUUUACCAGUUUUCAAGUUAAUUUGUUUGCCUUUUACAUAUUGUUGAAAUCAUCUUGAAAUGAAUAAAUGUCUAUUUCAUAUUUUUAUCACCUUUGCCUGCUUGUGUUACACCAGUUUGUAUCUUUCAUUGAUUGUGAAUGGUGCCUUGCUACCUCCAAGUCUUCGUAUUCUUGAACCAUCCAAUAUACCCAAUAAUUCUUGGAAAACCUUUAAAUCAGGAAUUAAUUCAACGAAUAUACCUUCAGGAAGCAAAAUUCAUUUGCGUUGUGAUGGAGUUAAGCCAUUGGUUUGGAAGUAUCCUGAAAAUAUUGUGGAUGAAUCAAUUUCAAUGGAAAACCUUAUUAAAAUCAAUAAUAAGUGUCAACCCGAUACUUAUAGAUCUGGUAAAUCGUUAUGUUAUAGUGAAUUAAUUCUUACCAACGCAACUUAUGAACAAACUGGAGCUUAUACUUGUUUGUAUAGUGGUAUACAAAAUGUCGGGAGAUCUGUUUAUUUUUUUGUUAAUGAUCCUGAUUGUUUAUUGGUGCCGUUUGAAGGCAAUCCAUCGUAUAUUUUGGUAUCGUUUAUUCAAUCUCAACCAGCAACAAUUCCAUGUAUACCAACAAACUCUGCAACAAAUGUUACUCUAUGGAAAACUUAUGCUGAAGGUGGACCUCAGAUGAUUGAAGUCGGUGAAAAUACUGGUGUAACAUUUGACCCAACCUCUGGCUUUCAUUUUGAUAAACCAAAAUGGGAUUCCGAGUCAUCAUCAUUAAAGUGUUUAGCUAUUUUAGACGAUAAAGAGGAAGACAUGUUAGUGACUAUUCACUGGUCAAUUGAGCCAAUCUAUGGCAUAAGACCAAUAAUAAAUACUGAUGAUUUUGUUCACAUCAAUGGGACUUUUAGUUUAACUUGUAUCGCUCAUAUUGAAGUUGGUAUUUUAAUCACCAUGGCUUGGAGUUAUCCAGCCUUACACACAGAACCAGCCUUUUCAUCAUCUGAGGAAAAUUACAGAAUAAUUGAAAGUGAAUCCGUGACUCACAAGAAUGGCGAAGGAUCCUAUGAAACAGUUUCACGCAAAUUAACAGUGAUCAAUGUGACAGCCGAAGACGAGGGUAACUAUUAUUGUAAUGUAACAGAUGCUCAAGGUAGACUAUAUACCGAUGUUAAGUACAUAACUGUUUACAAUCAAAGCUUCCAAGCAUUUGUAAACUUUUCAACGGCUUUAAGCAAAACUCAUUUCUUGGUCAAUGUUGGCGAAACCUUAAAAUUAGUGGUCAACGUUCAUGCCAUUCCCGACAUCUCAUCGGUUCAACUAGUUUGGUUUAAAGAUGGAUCACAGUUGGGUUUAGCAAAUAGAGAUAAAGACACGGGUAAAGAAGAUUCCAAUGUGAAAAAUCCAUUAUCCACACAAUCGACUAAUCCAAUAAAGCUUAGAAUCGAUCAUAAUCAAGCAAUUCUGACAAUAGCUAAAUUAAGCAUGAAAGACACUGGUGUUUAUACUCUUGUUGGAAACACUACUGACAUGUCGACUGAAAUAUCAAUAGUUGUUGAAGUGAAGGGACAACCUUAUAUUGAAAUAAUCAACUCUCAGCGAUUUUUCCAUCAAAACUCUUCUUACAAUUUAACUUGUGCGGCAAUAGCAAGUCCAUUGCCAGUGAUUUCUUGGUCAUUUUUCCCAUGUAAACCAUCUCUCUGUGGGCAAACUUCACGACUAACCUCAGCAUAUGGACAAUGGAUCAAUCCUUUAGAUGAACGACCAAAUAAUGAAUCCAUCAUCAGUACAGUUCAAUUUUCAAAAAACAAAACCGAUCCCAUCACAAAACCAUAUUCAGUUCAAUCCAUCUUAAACAUUGAAUAUGCCAAUAAAAGUGGAAUCUAUCGAUGUUAUGGUGAGAAUGCAAACGGAACCAGUCAUGUCGAUAAAUAUUUUAUCGUGACAACUGCAGGUUCAGAAGGUUUCGAUAUUAAUGUCAAUGCAAGUGAAGCUGUUGAGGAAGACGAUAUUAUGUUGACCUGUCAAGCCUCCAUUUAUAAUUACACCAAACUAGACUGGUACAAAAAACCGACCCGAGAAGCUUACUCAUCUCUAAGAAUGAUGUUCAAUGUAACUGACCAUGUAGUCAUUUCAUCUUACAUUCAUCAAGAAUCAACUCUGAUAAGUACAUUGUUGCUGUUGAAAAUUGACCCUUCCGCUUCUGGUACAUAUUAUUGUAAUGCUACACUAAGAAAUGCCAAUGGAAACCAAUCACCGCCAGUCGUAGCCAGUCAAUCACCAACAUCACACGUUCCGUUUGAGACGAAAGAAUUGAAUAUAAUUGUUGAACCCAUAAGUAAACCCAGAUUGGUUAAAACAAAUAUGGUCGAUAAAUUGGCGACUGUUUAUCCUUCAAUGAUGAAUGAAUUUUACUGUUAUGUCACUGGAAAACCAAAACCAACUAUUGAAUGGCUUAAAAAUGGACGCUAUUUCAAUACCACGGGCAUGUUUGGUGUAGAUUUAGUUGAUGAUGGGCAACGCUUGGUUAUUCAUCGACUUGUAACCAGUGAUUCGGGUAAAUACCAGUGUAAAAUAUCCAAUCGCGGGGGAACUUUGAAUGUUUAUUCAUCUCUGAAAGUUCUUGGAGAGGCGAGCGAUGGUUUAAGCCUUGCAAAUAUAAUGGCUAUAGCAACCUUUCUCGUUGUUGCUCUCGUCUUGGUUUUCAUUGCUUUUGCAAUUGGUAAACGUAUUCGAGAAGAUCGUAAAAGACAGAUUGAAUUUUUCACUGCCAAUCUAUUUAAUCCGUCGCCAUUGGACUCUUUCGAUCCCGAAUUACCAUUGGAUGAACAAGUUGCUUUAUUAUCUUAUGAUUCUCGUUGGGAGUUUCCUGAUAACAGGCUAAAAAUGUUGCGAACGCUUGGUGAAGGUGCUUUUGGUCGGGUCAUUUUAGCCGAGGCUGUGGGUCUUGGUGAAUCUGGUGACUCUCAAAUGGUUGCAGUUAAAAUGUUGAAACCUAAUUCAGAUUACUCCCAGAAGAAGGCAUUAAUUGCUGAGCUUAAAAUUCUUAUACAUUUGGGUCGACAUUUAAACAUUGUCAACUGCCUUGGUGCUGUCACUAAGAACAUGGACCGAGGUAAACUCAUGGUUAUUGUUGAAUAUUGUCCUUAUGGGAAUCUCAGGGACUUUUUACGAGAACGAAGAGAAGGUUUUAUUGAUCAAAUUGAUCCAAUCACUCAACAAAUUGAUAGAAAGAGAGGUUUUCGCAGAUUGGACGAGAGCAUAUUUGAUAUCGCAAAAUCAACAGAACAAGAAACUGAUUCAAGGAUUCCAAGUGUUGUUAACAAUCCCUACUACUCCAAUAACAAUUUCAACUCCAACAAUCAAGCAGCUUUGAUUGAAAGUGUUCGUUAUGCUAACAUUAACUCCGACUACUCUGGUAAUUCAGUACAAAUUAUUACUCAAGCUAACAAACACGGCAUCAAUAGCUCAACUGAAAAAAUCGAUCCUGGAGAUUAUCAUCAAGUAACUACAUGCGAUUUAAUUGCCUUUGCUUUUCAAGUAGCUAGAGGAAUGGAGUAUCUUGAACAAAAAAGGCUUAUUCAUCGUGAUUUAGCGGCAAGAAAUGUCUUGGUCGCUGAAAAAGGUGUUGUCAAGAUUUGUGACUUUGGUUUAGCCAAAAAUAUCCAACAGGACGAUAAUUAUGUUAAGAAAGGAGAUGCACCAUUGCCUAUUAAGUGGAUGGCAAUUGAAUCUAUUGGUGAUCGGAUAUUCACUAUUAAAUCUGAUGUUUGGUCUUUUGGAGUUCUUUUGUGGGAAAUUUUCACCUUGGGUAAAUCACCUUAUCCGGGUAUUCCGGCUGAUCAACAUUUCUAUGAGCAAUUGGUUAAAGGAUACCGCAUGGAACAACCUGAUAAAUGUCCUCAAAAUGUUUAUUCAAUGAUGAAUGAUUGUUGGCAUUCCAAUCCAGCCAACAGACCCAAUUUCACCCAACUUGCAAAUAGAUUGGGAAGUUUAAUUGAGGAUUCUGUAAGAAAUUACUAUCUAGAGCUUAACAAUCCAUACCAGGAAGCAAACAAAGCCAUGAUUACUGAUGAAGAUGCUGGUGAAGAAAUAAAUUAUCUUGCGAUGAAUGGACCUUGUGAUGACUAUGAAAAUAUGUCUCCAAUGGAUCGACCCUCUUCAGACCCUUUUGAUCAUUAUGAUGAACUAAACUCCAUUCGUCCUCUUCAGAAGGCUCAUACUAGUCCAAUGGAAAUCGUUCCUAUGAUUCAUUUUGAUAGUUAUGAGGAUGGAACUGGUAAGGUGAAUGCUGAAGAAGACGGUGUUGGGUCAAAUUAUCUCACAAUGGAUGUUCAAUGUUUAUCCAAUUAUCUUGAAUCGCCAUCAUCUCCUUCAUCGACCUCAUCUCCUAAAUCAUUCCCUUCAAUGCCAAAUUAUAAUCUAGUCAUAGAUCAACCAGCGUAUGCUAACUUGUCCGCUGUAACCUGUAAAUUGUGACCAAUCAAAUGAUGAAAAUCUAAUACGAAAGGUGGGAAUUACAAUUAGAGAAAUUUCUUUUCUCAACUCAUACAGAACUACUUGAUAUUAUGAAAUGGACAUUAAAUUUUUAACACAAUAUUUGAAUACGACAAACAGAAAUAACAAAACUGUAAAUCUAAAUGGAUUGAGUUUUCACUUAUGCUGAACUCAAAUAAACUAAUCAUGUCAAAACUGAUCAAUGCGAGUUCGUUAUCAGUCAAUGAAAUAAAGUAUGAUAUCAUAUAUUGCUAUUUAUUAAAUACAUCUUUAUUAAAAUUGA
Tetranychus urticae (two-spotted spider mite) is the source of this 5532-nucleotide messenger RNA. Its product is annotated as vascular endothelial growth factor receptor 1-like. Gene Ontology annotation, cellular component: plasma membrane; signaling receptor complex. The record is from RefSeq and is a predicted model, not a curated record. Gene Ontology annotation, molecular function: transmembrane receptor protein tyrosine kinase activity; ATP binding. NCBI's taxonomy places the organism in Eukaryota, Metazoa, Arthropoda, Arachnida, Trombidiformes, Tetranychidae. Gene Ontology annotation, biological process: positive regulation of kinase activity; protein phosphorylation; multicellular organism development.